ACUUACUGAGCUACUCAAAGUUCAUGAUCACACAACGGCUAUGUACAUCCCUGGCCAAACGAAACCCGCUGCCGUGGAUGGCGAAGGCGUAGAACGGCUGCGAUGACAACACUGCCGGCUCUGGACGGAUGGACGGCAGGCGUACUAUGGCACGGCGUGCGUAUUAGAGGGUGGACGACUCCACGACCGAAGAGAAGGUGCAUCCCUCCCAAGCUAGGACUAGACACCGCGCGGCCAGCUCCGGUGAGUGUCCUUCUAAAUGAACGUCCCACCCCGCGUUUCCUCUUUCCCCGCCGCCCCGCACGCACGCACGCUCGCCGCAAUUUAACCUCACACCGUUCAUGGCGGAUUGCAUCCGUCGCUGCGCUGCCGUCCCUGGGUGAUCGCCCCGAGUUCCAGUCGGUCGAGGUGGCAGCGAUGACGACGCUUCCCUCCGCCGACCGCGUCGACCACGGCCUAGUACGUGGAUGCUGCUAUACACGCGCGUCACCGGUGUUCUUUGGUCUCGGCUUCCCUCGCUGCAGACGUCGCGUUCGCCGGAUUCGCACCCACUCCGAUGUCGAUUUGUCCCGCAACAGUCGCUCGACUGUCGCUGACAUUUCUCAGACUUAUAUUCUAGAUUCGUCCACGCCUCAACAUCUGUGCGGUGGAACUGUGCCUGACGCGGCCGAUGCAGACAAUUCCGCCGAAUUCCCUCUACGUUACCUCUUGCCGCCACUACCCAUCGAAGUCUAUGAUCGCAUUCCUCCCGAGAUCUUCGAAGUCAUCAUCGAUUUCAUGGCCAGGCCCAUGCUUCUAGACAUAGCGCUGGUCAGUCGAACCUGGUAUCCUCGCGCGAUGUCCAAUUUCUAUCACACGGUCUAUAUCGGCGAUCGGACAGCCUUUGACUUGCUGGUGAAGCAAUCACGCGUCUCGCUCCGCGUCAAGCAUUGGCUCGCGACAACGCACACGGUAGUCGUCCAGCGCAAGUCCUUUCCUCUCACGAAACCGGGCCAGGAUCAUCUUCCAUUCAUGGAUUCCCUGCCUCUCGUCUUUGCCGACUCAUUGCCUGCUCUGCGAGUGCUCAAGAUCCAUCGGGCUCUGCGUCCCGUCAUGCACUCCACGUUCUAUCUUGCCCUGCGUCUUCACAAGCAACUCGUGUCCUUGCAUUUGGUGGAUGUCCAGCUGUCCAACGUCGCUCAGCUACAGCGGAUCAUCCGUGCGUUCCCGCGCUUGGAAGAGCUUGUCUUAUCUGGUGUAUCCUUCAUACAAGCGCACUCUGUGGAUGUGGCAUCCCAGCCUCUCGCCGCCACGCUAGCCACCACCCGGCUCAAACGCCUUGUUCUCGUAUGCGACCCGGGGAUCAAGCCAUUGGCACUGAGAUCCAUGGUCGACUGGCUUACAUGUCCGGCACUCUGCGCGUCCCUUCGUGACUUGAGCGUGCAAUUCCGAAACCUCGCACAUGGCGACUGUGGAUUCACGUCCGGCCUCAUCGAUCGCAUGCUGGAAGGGAGUGGACCGUCGCUCACUUCCUUUAGUCAGACCCACGACAAGGCUCCCGAUCUUCUACGUCCGUGCUUCGUGCACAAUACCGCUUUGCGUCAUCUGGAGUUGUCAGUGAACGUCUACUUCACUGGCCCUUGGAGUAAUCUGUCCGAACGAACGUGGCUAGAUCCAGCAGACGAACUGCGCGUUGCCCUUUCUACGGUCCGAAGCACCCAGCUGGAGUCCAUCACGAUUCGCCUCAACAUCACGCUCUAUGGCUGUCCGGAAACGGUCGAGGAGCUGGACAUACCCUCCAAGCAGCUCGACUCGACGUCGCGCAGUCUGCAUAGCGCCAUGAUCCAGCCGUACUUCGACAUGCUGAAGGGCGUCGACGUCGAGAUGCUGGUUCAAUACGUGCUCCCUUGGAACCGUAGGAAGAGUAUGGAGAAGCCGGCGCGCUCCGCCGCCGAAGCGGUCUGUUCCACGUUCGGCCAGCUGUUCGCGCCCUGGAGCGAUCGCGGUAUAGUCAAUAUCACGAAGAAUCUGAAAAGGCGUCGGUAGCGUUGGCGUACUAGUGAACAUACUUCAGCGAUAGGCGGGACUCGCGGCGUGUGCUAACAUUUAUACCGAUGGGUGCAUUCAUGGACUCUGCAGACUGGCCUUGUAUCCACUGUUUCCUCGCGAACUAGGCUUCGGUAUCUCAGCUUGUUCCGUCCA
Messenger RNA from Fomitopsis serialis, 2181 nucleotides. RefSeq lists its product as uncharacterized. Lineage: Eukaryota; Fungi; Basidiomycota; Agaricomycetes; Polyporales; Fomitopsidaceae. The transcript has 4 exons. The record is from RefSeq and is a predicted model, not a curated record. Bases 103 to 2025 code for a protein of 640 amino acids.